Messenger RNA from Phaeodactylum tricornutum CCAP 1055/1, 1339 nucleotides. RefSeq lists its product with no specific name. The record is from RefSeq and is a predicted model, not a curated record. NCBI's taxonomy places the organism in Eukaryota, Bacillariophyta, Bacillariophyceae, Surirellales, Neidiaceae. Gene Ontology annotation, molecular function: histone H3K79 methyltransferase activity. The transcript has 2 exons. Bases 74 to 1276 code for a protein of 400 amino acids.
CAGGCUCUAUAGCACCUUGGCCACUAGAGAAGUGUGGUUUACAAAUUGGUAUUUUGGAGACCGUGCAAACCUCAUGGCAGGCAAACGAGCCAAGUUGUCUCCGGAGCCUUUAAAACCGGCUGAAUCCAAAGCAUCCACGCCGGUGAAGGGAUUGCCAUACAGCGGAAAUGGCAAUCCAAGAGCGCGUGAGUCUCAAAAGCAGCGGAAUGUGGCCGAAGCAGAGAGAUUUGACAAACAUAUCGUAACGCCAUCGGCUACCGUCAGGAGUACCAACAAAGCUGAAUCUUCAGGGACAAAUACCCCAACACCGACCAGCUUUAGAGACGCAAAACGUUCCUUGUUUCCUCAGGACUCGCCUUUGAUACCUGCUGUUCCAGUCACACCAUCUCGUCGUUCACCAUGCCGCAAGCAAUCUGCUGCCAAGAAGAAACUCAUGUUUGGGCGUCUCGUCACCGAAAUCACGGUUGCCGAAAACGUGAAACAAGUCUAUGGCAUUAUCCGAAAGCUGACGGGCUCAAUUGGAGGGAAUGGAUCUCAUGGACCUAUCUAUGGGGAAUUGACAAUGGGAUCAAUGCAGAAGAUGAUUAACUUGAUGAAGGAAUACACAAAUUUCUCGUCGUCUAGUCGCUUCAUUGACGUCGGGAGCGGAAUUGGAAAACCAAAUUUGCAUGUGGCUCAAGACCCGGGAGUCGAUUUCAGUUACGGUAUCGAGGUAGAACAUGACCGGUGGCUACUGGGAUACAGUUGCCUUAAAGCAGUAUUUGAGGCGGCGGCUAAUCAGGCGCCAGGAUUGACUGAUGACGAACAGAUUCACGGCAAGUGUAUCUUCGAACAUGCCGAUAUUCGCUUAGCUCGUUCGUUUGAUCCUUUUACGCAUGUUUACAUGUUUAGUAUUGGAUUUCCACCAUCUCUUUGGGUUGAGUUGUCCGAAAUGUGGAAUCGCAGCUCCUCCUCCUUUUUAAUUUGCUACCACGGCCCGAGAGACAUUGUACAAAACUACGAUUUUGACGUGGAGCUCAUUGUACAAACGCCUACGUCAAUGCAUGGAUCCAAAGAAGGCCACAUGGGGUAUAUCUAUCAUCGCAAGAAUAGUACCAGUAGUGGGAAGGAGCCCCUUUGCGAUCGCCUUUUUUCCAAUGCGUGGGCAAGUGUGAAGAGGGGAUCCGAAUCUUUACAACGUGAAGUGAAUGCUACACUGGAACGGAAAAUGAGGCCCAAGGUCUCCACCCGAUCUCGGCGUGAAUCGGACGGAUCACGGGUAGUUGGAUCAGAAUAGCAGCGAGUGGAAUACAGAAAAAGUAAAUCAUACGUGAAAUAAAACUGAUAUAGGAGUGAAGUU